This is a messenger RNA of Ochlerotatus camptorhynchus, 1734 nucleotides long. RefSeq names its product TWIK-related acid-sensitive K[+] channel 6 (gene Task6). Lineage: Eukaryota; Metazoa; Arthropoda; Insecta; Diptera; Culicidae. Bases 450 to 1571 code for a protein of 373 amino acids. Gene Ontology annotation, biological process: stabilization of membrane potential; potassium ion transmembrane transport. The transcript is spliced from 5 exons. The record is from RefSeq and is a predicted model, not a curated record. Gene Ontology annotation, molecular function: potassium ion leak channel activity; outward rectifier potassium channel activity. Gene Ontology annotation, cellular component: plasma membrane.
ACAUUCCCAUCCCGAGAGAGGUCCUUGCUGUCAAGUGGGUAGCAGAAAAUCGAUCGAUAAAUUAUCUGCAUCAUAGGAAUUUUUACCCUCAAAGAGACACUCACAAUCCGACCUCUGCUGUGGUGGCUCGCGUCUUCCCCGUGCGUGUGUGUGUGCCAAAUUUGUGUCCCCCUGGUGGUGCCAAAUCCGGUUUUCUGCUGUUUUAGCAAUCUGCCACAAUGCUGAGCUAAAACGAAACGGUGCUCUCCGACACGGCCAAGGAUAUUGAAUGCAAGGAAUUUGCUUUCGCUUGCCGCGACUACCUGCCACCACUAUCUUAUCGUUAGGGGAAUAGCAUCGUCUGCCUGUCUGCCUGCCAUCCUGUCUACCUGCACUCACGUCCCCUUUCAUCUUACUGAUCUGAGAUUAAGAUUUUGUUUUCAUUAACUAGUACCUAGCUAGCGAAAGCAAUGAAGAAGCAAAAUGUCCGGACCAUUUCACUGAUUGUAUGCACCUUCACCUACUUGCUAAUUGGGGCUGCCGUGUUCGAUGCUCUGGAGUCGGAAACGGAGAAGAAACGAUGGAAGGCGCUUUGUGCGAUCGAGAGUGUACUCAUAUCUCGAUACAACAUUUCGGCGGAGGAUUUCAAGGUGAUCGAAACGGUCAUCAUGAAAUCGGAACCGCACAAAGCGGGUCAACAGUGGAAGUUUUCCGGCGCUUUCUACUAUGCCACUACGGUACUGACCACGAUUGGCUACGGCCAUUCGACUCCAUCGACAGUCAGUGGAAAGAUCUUCACUAUGUGCUACGCCGCGAUUGGGAUCCCUCUAGGGCUCGUCAUGUUCCAGAGCAUCGGAGAACGGGUCAAUCGGUUGAGUAGUGUAAUCGUCCAUGCGGUGAAGACCUCGUUCAACUGCAAGAAAGCGAUCGCUUCGGAAGUCGAUCUGAUACUGGUGGUCACCACUCUAAGCUCGCUAACGAUAGCCGGAGGAGCAGCGGCGUUCAGUAAGUUCGAAAACUGGUCCUACUUCGAUUCGGUGUACUAUUGCUUCAUCACGCUUACGACUAUCGGCUUCGGGGAUAUGGUAGCCUUGCAGAAGGAUAACGCUCUAAACCAGAAACCGGAGUACGUUGCAUUUGCCUUGAUCUUUAUUCUGUUUGGCCUAGCAGUGGUCGCUGCCUCGUUGAAUCUCCUGGUGCUUCGAUUCGUAACUAUGAAUACCGAGGAUGAGAAACGGGAUGAGGCACAGGCCAUUCAGGCCCUGCAAAUAGCGGUCAAACUGGACGGGGACGUCAUAACGGGCAACUCGAGCGAUACGGAUCGCAAGUGCUACGAGCGGAUAUCCGUGUCCGGUCCAAGUCGCGCCAAUUGUGGCACCUGUCCGCGCAAGUUCGACCUGCCGGAUACGAGCAUCGGGUACAUCAUGGACGCCAGCUACCGCUAUCCAUUGGUGGAUUGUGAGAUGGCCGAGCUGCGAUCCCCCGGUACGUUGCGCUACAACGUGUUCGAGCUCGAAACGGACGACGAAGGCGGGUUGAUACGGCCGUUGCGCUACGACUUUCAGCCCAGCCGCGGAAGAGCGUCCGUUUAAGGGUGCUGCUCGAUCGAUCGACGGAGCGGGGAACAAGCGACAUGCCAUUCGAGAGUAUGUAGGUUAAACUAAUGUAAGUUAUGUAAUUUUUGGGGUCUAAAUUUUUAAAGAGAAUACAAUUGUCGAAUUUUAGAAUUAGUGGAUCGGGAGCAAUUGGUUGAAA